Molecule: messenger RNA, 2128 nt
Organism: Rotaria sp. Silwood2
Lineage: Eukaryota; Metazoa; Rotifera; Eurotatoria; Philodinida; Philodinidae
Source: the annotation of a GenBank genome assembly
AUGUUAUUCUUCUUGAACUUUCGAUGCUUAUUAUUAAAUAUUUUACUUGUACAAUUAAACAUCGAUAAUAUUAUGUCCAUUUGGCCAUCAUCAAAUGAAUCUGAUAUCUAUUUACUCGGCCUUUUUGCUUAUACACCAGAUGCAUCUGAUAAUGACGACCUAGCUAUUCAUUCUCGGGCAAUGUUUAAGGCGGCAGUACUGCUUUCUAAUCAAUAUAAUAUAACAAUCGAUGGAAAAUUGAUCGGAUGGAAAGAAGGACUAACUAUGGGCGAUGAAAUAGUUGCAUUGAAUGAGACAUGCCUUUCAAUAUCUGAAUCAAAUAUAGUUAGCAUUGUUGGUCCAGAAUUUUCAAGAGAAACUCUUUUAAUUAGUCCACUUUGUAAAAAGCUUAAUUUACCCGUUAUAUCGUAUUCUGCAACUGAUCCUGAUUUAUCUGAUGCAACAACUUACUCUAAUUUCUAUCGUACAGUUCCAUCAGAUGAUAUAAUAGCAUUAGCUCUGCUUAAGUUAUUCAACCGAUUUAAUUGGGCAUCAUGUUUAAUUAUUUAUCAAGAUGAUGCAUUUGGAUCUGGCGGAGCGAAAGUUAUUAAUGAAUUAUUUAAUGCUAGCAAUAUAAAAGUAGUACAAAUGAUUGUCUAUGAUAUGGUCAAAAAAAGUAUUCGUGGCAAUUUGAAAACUUAUCUGAUGAAUAGUCCAUCAAGAAUUGUUAUUUUAUGGGCUGACUCAAUCUCUACAUCAUCAAUAGUGCAAAAUGCUCUCGAUUCUAAUGUUGUUGGUCCACUUUUUACAUGGAUAAUUACUUCAGAGAUUUUAUUGAAUUCUUUCAAUGAAAGUUAUUAUGACGAUUUAGUUGGAAUGCUUUUAAUCGAACCAGUUGUUGCAUCAGUUGUUGGUGCACCAUAUAAUACUGAAUUAUUAAAUGCAGCAUAUAAUAUAUGGCAAAUAUAUGAAAAUGAAACAUUUCCAGGAUCAACACAUGUUAAUUAUUAUGCAUUAUUUUCAUUUGAUGCAACAUGGGCACUUAUUAAAUCCUUAGAAGAAUUAUGUUCAUCAAAAAUAAAUAAUUCUUCUUCAUCAUGUUUAUCAUUUAGUAAAUCUUCAUUCUGUUUUAAUUUUCGCUUCAAUCAGUAUGAUUCAUUGUUAUCAAUACUUGCUAGAACAAACUUUCUUGGUGUAUCCGGUUUUGUAGGAUUUAGCUAUAAUACUACAAAUCGAAUAAAUGGUUCAUAUUAUAUUUUAAAAAACAUUCAAGCAUCUGCAAAUGGUUUGAACUUCGUAUCUGUAUUAGAAUAUAUUGGUUCUGGGUAUUGGAGAAUAACUAUAACACAAAAUCCUAUUUUAUGGCCAAGAAAUUCGUUAACACCAUCUGUUGAUCGAGCAGUUCUUCGAGGAGUAAGUUUACGAAUUGGAAUAGCUGAAUCAGCUCCAUUUGGAAUGCUUCAGAAUGUGACAGAUGAAAACGGACAAACUACAAUACAAUAUACUGGCUAUGCGAUUGAUCUUUAUCAGCUUUUAAAAGAUCAACUUGGUUUCAAUGCAACUCUUCUAUUAAAACCACCAGAUCAAACAUAUACCGAUUUCGUUCUGUCAGUAAGUGAGGGCGUUUAUGACAUUAUCAUUGCUGAUGUUACUGUUACUUCUGCAAGAAGCAAAAUAGUUGAUUUUUCUAGUCCUAUAUAUGAUAAUUCUCUACGUCUUGUCGUGAGACAAGCAAACAAUGCUGGUAUCGAUUUAUUUGCAUUCUUAAAACCAUUUUCAUAUAGAUUAUGGAUAUUAGUUCUAGGAACUUGCAUUUAUGCAAGUAUUUUAAUGCUUCUUAUAGAAAGAAGAAAGAAUGAAGAUUUACAAAAUCGAUCAAUUAUAUCUCAAUUAACACUGAGCAUAUGGUAUUGUUUUGGCUAUAUGGUUGGAUUCGGUUCAGAAUUUAAUGCACGUACAGCUGGAGGACGUCUAUUAACUGCUGGCCUCUAUAUAUUAUGUUUAAUAUUAGUAGCAUCAUAUACUGCUAAUUUAGCAUCAGAUCUAACCGUAACGAAAUCACAAUUUGUUAUAUCAGGAAUAGAUGAUAUUAAAAGUGGAACAGUACCAAUAAAUGGUGUUGGUAUUGACGUCGGUACAGCUACGCAAG